Haliaeetus leucocephalus (bald eagle) is the source of this 1778-nucleotide messenger RNA. It is a transcript of the gene SLC25A30, whose product is annotated as solute carrier family 25, member 30. Gene Ontology annotation, biological process: mitochondrial transport. Bases 9 to 881 code for a protein of 290 amino acids. Gene Ontology annotation, cellular component: mitochondrial membrane. The transcript has 9 exons. Lineage: Eukaryota; Metazoa; Chordata; Aves; Accipitriformes; Accipitridae. The record is from RefSeq and is a predicted model, not a curated record.
AAUCAAUAAUGUCAGCACUAAACUGGAAGCCCUUUAUCUAUGGAGGUUUAGCAUCAAUCACUGCAGAAUGUGGUACUUUCCCCAUUGAUCUGACCAAAACACGUCUGCAGGUUCAAGGUCAAGUUAAUGAUGCCAAAUAUAAAGAGAUACGCUACCGUGGAAUGGUGCAUGCGCUAGUCAGAAUAUGCAGAGAAGAAGGAUUGAAAGCCUUAUACUCUGGGAUUGCACCUGCAAUGUUACGGCAAGCUUCAUAUGGAACUAUAAAAAUAGGCACUUACCAGAGCUUUAAAAGAAUGUUUGUUGAGCAUCCAGAAGAUGAAACCCUGAUGAUAAAUGUUCUAUGUGGCAUUCUUUCGGGAGUAAUCUCAUCAUCUAUUGCUAACCCUACAGAUGUCUUAAAGAUCAGAAUGCAAGCCCAAGGUAGUGUGAUUCAAGGAGGAAUGAUGGGCAACUUCAUACAGAUUUACCAAAAGGAAGGCACUAAAGGAUUAUGGAAGGGAGUAUCACUGACAGCGCAGAGAGCUGCUAUUGUUGUUGGAGUGGAACUGCCAGUGUAUGACCUUACCAAGAAGCACAUAAUUAUGUCUGGAUUUAUGGGAGAUACAGUAUAUACUCACUUCCUCUCAAGUUUUACUUGUGGAUUAGCUGGAGCUGUUGCAUCCAACCCAAUUGAUGUUGUGAGAACACGCAUGAUGAAUCAGAGAAGCCAACAUGGAGGACCCUCAAACUAUAAGGGUACUUUGGAUUGCUUGUUACAAACAUGGAAGAAUGAAGGCUUUUUUGCUCUGUAUAAAGGGUUUUGGCCAAACUGGUUAAGACUUGGUCCUUGGAAUAUCAUUUUCUUUUUGACAUAUGAACAGCUGAAGAAAUUAGACUGCUGACAUGCUGAACUGUAUACUGAUUUCUGUUAAUGUACAGUUUGAGUUCAGAGCAACUUGUAAGUUACCCUGAGUAUCUGCUCUUUAUUGUCUGAGAUGCUGGCCAAAGGAAGAGGUCAUUACAAGACUGUCGUGAAUGAGAACAACCUGGAAGUGAUUUCAAGGCAAACUGGCUCCUGUAACAAUGGCUUGCUCACAUGAUUCAGUGGAUGCUGUGCAGUAUUUUCUAGACUGAACCAAAUGUGGGGGAAUACCUUCUGUCAACUGUUUUAAGUUGUCUUGAAUGUGAAGAUGUGUAGUGCAACUUUAUGCUGUUGAGACUCAGAUGCAUGGUGUUUAGAGGUGUAAGAGACAGAGAACAAUCUUUCUGUAAAGGAAGAUAGGUAGUUCCAAGGAGGUGGGCUUCUCCUGUUUUCAGAUGCAUAUACAAUUUGACUGUAAUAGCUUCUAAUGAACUGAAAGUGUCACAUGACAUCUUUGCAGGCUUUCAGUUCAGCAAAAUACCUGUUGCAAUACAAAAAUCUGCUUCUGGUUUUGGAGCUUUCCUGUGAUCCAAGUCCUUAGAAGUCUGCAUAAUUUGCUGGGAAUUACCCAGCUUCAUUUGAAAGUGUGGUUGCUGCAGUUGUCAGUUUUGCGUAGCUUGAGGAAAGUUUUUUCCAAUGUAUCAUUCUUGAUUUUUGCCAUAAGUGAUUCUUCAGCAUAUUCAUAUGUAAAUUGCAAGUAGGAAUGAUGUUCAAACAAGUCCAUGCUCAUCUGCCUGUCUUGCAGAGAAACUUCCCAUGCUUCUUCCAUUGUUGGGAAGAACUACCUGUAAUGGUUACUGGCUGUUACGUGUCAUCUGAAAGAUGCAAGUUUUAUCCUGAGCAGCUCAGGCUGUGUCACGUAGGUGCCUGUGUGAAA